CUCCAAACGCGUAAGUGACCAUUGGGAAAGGGAGACCAUUCAUUGACACAAAAUGUCAUGCCACAGAAAUGCAAAAUUUCUGGCAAGAACUGUUUUUGUCCACAAAAAUAACGUAGAACAAGCCCACAAUGCAAUGAUGAGAUUUAUGAGAAAUGAUGGAAUCGUUGACCAAGUGAGAAGAAAGAAAUAUUAUGAAAAACCAACAACAAUGAGGAGACGUAUAAGUUAUGAAAGAUGUAAGAGGAUUUACAAUGCUGACAUGCAAAGAAAAAUUGAAUUUGUGAUGAAAGUCAACAGAGAAAGUCCAUGGAUAGGAUGACAAAGAUUAGAUACAUCAUGUGUAUUCUGCUCCUCAUAAAAAUGACAUACUUCCAAAACUUUAUUCAGAUGGAAUGUAAAUUAUAUAGAAAAUAAAAAGUUGUGUCAAAUAAA
Mytilus californianus (California mussel) is the source of this 432-nucleotide messenger RNA. Its product is annotated as 28S ribosomal protein S21, mitochondrial-like. The transcript is spliced from 2 exons. The coding region runs from base 53 to 319 and encodes 88 amino acids. NCBI's taxonomy places the organism in Eukaryota, Metazoa, Mollusca, Bivalvia, Mytilida, Mytilidae. Gene Ontology annotation, cellular component: ribosome. Gene Ontology annotation, molecular function: structural constituent of ribosome. The record is from RefSeq and is a predicted model, not a curated record. Gene Ontology annotation, biological process: translation.